Messenger RNA from Grammomys surdaster, 2636 nucleotides. It is a transcript of the gene Ifi16, whose product is annotated as interferon gamma inducible protein 16. The record is from RefSeq and is a predicted model, not a curated record. The transcript is spliced from 7 exons. NCBI's taxonomy places the organism in Eukaryota, Metazoa, Chordata, Mammalia, Rodentia, Muridae. Gene Ontology annotation, molecular function: double-stranded DNA binding. Gene Ontology annotation, biological process: activation of innate immune response; cellular response to interferon-beta. Bases 304 to 2334 code for a protein of 676 amino acids.
AUGAGACACCCAGUACUUCCCAGUCUGAGCAGUCUGUACAGUGACUCUACCCAGUGUCAGCUUUCUUUCUCUCUGUGUAAACACUUCAUUUUCUCAGAAUUUUAGAUUAUAAAAUCCUCUGGUUCACUUUCUAAGAGAUUUACUGGUUUUUACUCUUUUAUCUACACCCACAGACACACAGACACAUACACACACACACACACACACACACACACACACACACACACACACACCUCUUCAUAUCCUGCAAAAGCUGGAUACCACUGAAGAAAUUUCUGAAGAGGCUUAUCUAUAACUUGAGAGAUGGUGAAUCACUACAAGAAAAUUGUUCUUCUGUUCGGAUUAGAAUGUAUCAAUGACUAUAACUUUAGAGUCCUUAAGUCUUUACUGAUCCAUGACCUAAAACUGACUAAGAAAAUGCAAGAUGAUUAUGACAGAAUUAAGAUUGCUGACUUAAUGGAAGAAAAGUUCCCGGAGGAUGCUGGACUGAGCAAACUGAUAGAAGUAUUUGAAGAUAUUUCAGAACUUGAAGAUUGUGUUGAUAUACUUAGGAAAGAGAUGGAGAAAGUUAAAAAUAAAACCAAAAUAAAAUCUGAAUCCAGUACUCUACCACUUACCCCCAACAUGAUGAAAGUUUGGGAAGUAGAACCAGCUAUGACGACAUCUUCACCAAAGGAAAGCAAAGACACUAUCCCUGUAUCACCUGACACCAUGACAACACAGUUUUGGGAGGAAGAGCCUAACAUUCCAGAACUUUCAGCAACCAGCACAUACCCAGAUGAGUGUGAACCCCUAACUCCUCAGGAGUUUCCAACAACAGCCUCCAGCAGCCUCCAGACCCCCCUGGAGCCUCCAGAAAUAUCAUCCACCAUAUUGGCAACAUCUCAGGCUUCUUCAGCACCAUGUUCCACCUGUGACAAGGCUUCUCCUGUGUCUCCAGUGACAACCUCCAGCAUCACUCAGAUCACCCAGCCCUAUCAGGUAACCUCAACACUUUCUUAUAGUCACCAAGCUACUCUGGAGUCUCCCAAAGCAGAUACCAGCAGUGUCCAGACCUUUCACAUGACACCAGCCACAAUGACCAGUGGUCAUAAUUGUCCUCAGGCACCUGCAGCAGCAGUGUCCAGCAGAUUCAAUAAACCUCAGGUGACCCCAGCAACACUGCCCAGCAGUGUCCAGGCCCCGUGGAUGCCUCAAGCUACAGUGUCCAGCAGUGUCCACACCUUACGAAUGACCCCAGCAACAAUGACCACUGGUUGCAAUAUUCCUCGUGUGUCUGCAGCAACAGUAUCCAGCAAUAACCCUCAGGUGACCCCAGCAACAGUGUGCAGCAGUGUCCAGACCUCGAGAAUGACCUCAGCAGCAAUGACCAGUGGUUGUAAUAGUCCUCAGGUAUCUGGAUCAAGAGUACCUGUCAGUUACAGUAACCCUCGUGUGACUCCAGCCACAGAGCCCAGCAGUGCCCAGAUCUUUGGAAUGACCUCAGCAGCAAUGACCAGUGGUUGUAAUAGUCCUCAGGUGUCUGCAGCAGCAGUGUCCAGCAGUUACAAUAAUGCCCCUCAGGUGUCUUCUGUGACAGUGCCCAGGAGUUUUUCUGCUAUCCCAGUGUCUCCAGCAACACCGCUCAAGAAACCAAGACUGAAGAAUGUACCUAAACAACCUUCUGAAGAAGAUGGUUACCAGCAAGGUUCCAAACAAGUGAUGGUGUUAAAAGCAACAGACCCGUUCACAUAUGACAUGAGACAAGACAAAAGGAUGUUCCAUGCUACCGUGGCUACUGAGACUGAAUACUUCAGAGUGAAGGUGUUUGACAUAGCCCUCAGGAAAAAGUUCACCCCCAAGAAAGUCAUUGUCAUCUCGAAUUAUACCGGCUACAACGGGUUUCUGGAGAUAUACAGAGCCUCCUGUGUAUCAGAAGUGAAUGGUGACAAUGUGAUGAAUGUCCCAUAUUCCCUGAUAAAAAGAGCCAACGCAACACCUAAAAUUAAUACUCUUUGUACACCAAGAGGAAGAACAUUUGUGAAUGGAAUAUUCACCGUAUAUAUGAAAACAGUGAAGAGUGAAUUCAUUUACUACGGAAUAGAAGAUAAAACAGGGAGGAUGGAAGUGGUGGUCUAUGGACAGUUUGCCAAUAUGUACUGUGAGCCUGGAGAUAAGCUUCAGCUCGUCUGCUUUGAACUGAGCUACAGUUUGGAUAAGUGGCAGCUGAGAUCUGAGAGGCACAGUUAUAUGCAGGUCAUCCAGGCUAGGCAGAGAGACCAUGAACCUCCCAAUCUUCAUGCAGUUAUUGAAACAGCUCAAACCCCCCACGCAUGGAUCCCUGAACAGCAAUAGUAAUGAAGUUGUCCUGAUAAACGGCAAGUGCAAAAGUAACAAAUGUGCAUAUGACAUACAGUGAAUGAACAUAUGACAUACAGUGAAUGAACAUAUGACAUACAGUGAAUGAACAUAUGACAUACAGUGAAUGAACAUAUGACAUACAGUGAAUGAACUACAUAUAAAAUCCAGCUCUUGAUCCUAGGAAAUAGUAUUCUUUUAAUUUGUUCCUUAUGCAUUUUAGAUUCUAUACAUUCCAUAUUUCAAUCCGUAUGUCUCAAAAUAUGAAGAAAGAAAAAUAAACAUUUUAUUUAAAUGGC